Molecule: messenger RNA, 834 nt
Organism: Brassica napus (rape)
Lineage: Eukaryota; Viridiplantae; Streptophyta; Magnoliopsida; Brassicales; Brassicaceae
Product: glutathione S-transferase T3-like
Exons: 4
Coding region: 1-834 (277 amino acids)
Source: RefSeq, a predicted model, not a curated record
AUGGAUUUCAAUCCAUUCCAAGACUCUGCAAAAUUUGUUGAACUACUAAGUAGUCAACAAAAGGUAGUCUUUGGGAGUCAAGGCAGUGCUUCUCGGUCAUCAUCGCAAGUUCCUUUCUUCAUUCAAGGUACAGAGGAAGGUCGCGAUCUUCCAGAAGAGCGUAAGGAGCGAAGAGCGUGGACUCCAACAGAUGAUAUAGUGCUUAUUAGCUCGUGGUUGAACACGAGCAAGGAUCCAGUUGUUGGGAAUGAGCAGAAGUCAGUCGCUUUCUGGACAAGAGUUGCAACAUACUUUUCAGCUUCUCCUAAGCUUGCUGGCAGUGAAAAAAGAGAGGGUCCUCAAUGCAAGCAACGCUGGCACAAGCUGAAUGAAGCAGUUUGCAAGUUUUGUGGGGCGUAUGAAGCAGCCACAAGAGAGAAAAGUAGUGGUAUGAACGAGAAUGACAUUCACCUCCAAAAGAAGGAAGUUCGAGGAUGGAAGUCAUUAGCCAGCUCUCAAGUCCCUGAAAACCCUGCUGCUGUGGAUGGAACAUCUCGUCCCCCGGGUGUUAAGGCUUCAAAAGCUCGUGGGAAGAACCCACAGGCUGAGGAGAAACGGCUGUCUGACUUCCAGAGUAUGUGGAGCAUCAAGCAGAAUGACUUGGCAAUGAAGGAAAGACUCUCCAAGAUGAGGAUACUUGAGAAUCUUCUUGCAAAAGACCCACCACUAGCUGAUUAUGAAGAAGUGAUUAUGAAGAAGCUGAUAAAUGAGUUGAUGAGUACUACUUGUCAUGUCAAGGUCAAGAAGAUCGAACUUGAACUUGUGAAGGAGUACUUCUUUGUCUCUGCGUUUUAA